AGCCCAUGUGUAUAAAGAUUCACUGUGCAGCCGAAGGAAGUUCCUUUCCUUUCUCCUGCGUCAGAGAGAAGGCUACAGGGGACGCCACUUUUGUUGCAUUUUAUUCAAGAGAACUCAACGGAAUUAACAAGAUGCCUGAAGAAAUGCACCAAGAGGAGGAGGCUGAGACCUUCGCCUUCCAGGCGGAGAUCGCUCAGCUGAUGUCCCUGAUCAUCAACACCUUCUAUUCCAACAAGGAGAUCUUCCUCAGGGAGUUGAUCUCAAACGCCUCUGAUGCUUUGGACAAGAUCCGCUACGAAAGCUUGACUGAACCCACCAAGAUGGACAGUGGCAAGGAGUUGAAAAUUGAGAUCAUCCCCAACAAAGAUGAUCGCACCCUUACCCUCAUUGAUACUGGAAUUGGCAUGACUAAAGCCGACCUGAUCAACAACCUGGGUACCAUCGCCAAGUCGGGAACAAAGGCCUUUAUGGAAGCUCUGCAGGCUGGUGCUGAUAUCUCCAUGAUUGGUCAGUUCGGUGUGGGUUUCUACUCCGCCUACCUCGUCGCUGAGAAAGUGGUUGUCAUCACCAAGCACAACGAUGAUGAGCAGUAUGCCUGGGAAUCAUCUGCUGGUGGCUCCUUCACUGUUAAAGUAGACAGUGGUGAGCCCAUUGGCCGUGGAACAAAGAUCAUUCUGCACCUGAAAGAAGACCAGACAGAGUACGUUGAGGAGAAGCGGGUCAAGGAGAUCGUCAAGAAGCACUCUCAGUUCAUUGGCUACCCCAUCACCCUGUUUGUGGAAAAGGAGCGUGACAAGGAGAUCAGUGAUGAUGAAGCAGAGGAGGAAAAAGCAGAGAAGGAGGAAAAGGAGGAGAAAGAGGAAGGUGAGGACAAGCCAAAGAUUGAGGAUGUAGGCUCGGAUGAUGAGGAGGACUCAAAAGACAAGGACAAGAAGAAGAAAAAGAAGAUCAAGGAGAAGUACAUUGACCAGGAAGAGCUGAAUAAGACCAAGCCCAUCUGGACCAGGAACCCCGAUGACAUCACAAAUGAGGAAUAUGGCGAGUUCUACAAGAGUCUGACCAACGACUGGGAGGAUCACCUGGCUGUUAAGCACUUUUCAGUGGAGGGACAGCUGGAGUUCAGGGCUCUGCUCUUUAUUCCCCGCCGUGCACCUUUUGACCUCUUUGAAAACAAGAAAAAGAAGAAUAACAUCAAGCUGUACGUCAGGAGAGUCUUCAUCAUGGACAACUGUGAAGAGCUCAUCCCAGAAUACCUCAACUUUGUUCGUGGUGUUGUGGACUCUGAGGAUCUGCCACUCAACAUCUCAAGAGAAAUGCUGCAGCAGAGCAAGAUCCUGAAAGUCAUUCGUAAAAACAUCGUCAAGAAGUGUCUGGAGCUGUUUGGAGAACUGUCGGAGGACAAGGACAACUACAAAAAGUUCUAUGAAGGUUUCUCUAAGAACAUUAAGCUGGGAAUCCAUGAGGACUCUCAGAACCGCAAGAAGCUGUCUGAGCUGCUGCGCUACCACAGCUCCCAGUCUGGGGAUGAGAUGACCUCCCUCACAGAGUACCUGACCCGCAUGAAGGAAAACCAGAAGUCCAUCUACUAUAUUACUGGUGAGAGCAAAGAUCAGGUGGCUAACUCUGCCUUUGUCGAGAGAGUCCGCAAGCGAGGCUUUGAGGUCCUGUACAUGACGGAGCCCAUCGACGAGUACUGUGUCCAGCAGUUGAAAGAGUUUGAUGGGAAGAGCCUGGUCUCUGUCACCAAAGAGGGUCUGGAGCUGCCAGAAGAUGAGGAGGAGAAGAAAAAGAUGGAGGAAGACAAAGCAAAGUUUGAGAACCUCUGCAAGCUUAUGAAGGAAAUCCUUGACAAGAAAGUAGAGAAGGUGACUGUGUCCAACAGACUGGUAUCAUCUCCCUGCUGCAUUGUGACAAGCACCUACGGCUGGACUGCAAACAUGGAGAGGAUCAUGAAGGCCCAGGCACUCAGGGACAACUCCACCAUGGGUUACAUGAUGGCCAAGAAGCACCUUGAGAUCAAUCCUGACCACCCAAUCAUGGAGACUCUCAGGCAGAAGGCUGAGGCUGACAAGAACGACAAAGCUGUGAAAGACCUCGUCAUCCUGCUCUUCGAAACCGCCCUGCUGUCCUCGGGCUUCUCAUUGGAUGACCCACAGACCCACUCCAACCGCAUCUACAGAAUGAUUAAACUAGGCUUGGGUAUUGAUGACGACGAGGUUCCUACAGAGGAAGCCACUACCACAUCUGCCCCAGAAGAGAUGCCUCCCCUAGAAGGAGAAGCUGAUGAUGAUGCUUCACGCAUGGAAGAAGUCGAUUAAAACACCUUUCCUCAAAAUUCAAACACUUAAGCGUCACUUCCCCAAAAUCCAUCUAAAUAAAUGCAGUAACUGCAAAACUUAACAUCAUUCCUUUUGUGUGGUUGACCAGUGUUGCUCUUCUUUGUAGAGCGUUAACGCUGCAAACCUUUUUAAGAAAAGCAAUUUUGUUUUUUGCUGUAAAAGUUAUGGUGACCACACAUUUGUUUUACAAGUUCCCUGUUGCACUGAAUUUUAAAUGUUGGUGUGGUAGAUGUGUGAUUAACAGAAGCGUUGGAUUCCAUAUCGGGUCGGUUCCGGAGGGUUUGGCGGUCUGUUCAUGUGCAACACUGCAUGGAGAAAGGACUGUACCAUUCAUUUGCCUGAGCUCAGGCUUAACUGUAUUCAGUCUUGUUUUUGCAAAAAAAUAAAAUAAAGAUGUAAUACCUUA
This is a messenger RNA of Cololabis saira (Pacific saury), 2745 nucleotides long. RefSeq names its product heat shock protein 90, alpha (cytosolic), class B member 1 (gene hsp90ab1). The record is from RefSeq and is a predicted model, not a curated record. Gene Ontology annotation, molecular function: ATP hydrolysis activity; disordered domain specific binding; ATP-dependent protein folding chaperone. The transcript has 12 exons. NCBI's taxonomy places the organism in Eukaryota, Metazoa, Chordata, Actinopteri, Beloniformes, Belonidae. Gene Ontology annotation, cellular component: perinuclear region of cytoplasm; protein-containing complex; cytosol. Gene Ontology annotation, biological process: protein stabilization; cellular response to heat; protein folding. The coding region runs from base 6 to 2318 and encodes 770 amino acids.